AUGACUGUCACUUACUCCAGUAAAGUGGCAAAUGCGACUUUUUUUGGAUUUCAUAGGUUACUCCUCAAGUGGAGAGGCAGCAUCUACAAGCUUCUGUACAGGGAGUUUAUUGUUUUCGCUGUUCUUUACACAGCAAUAAGUUUGGUGUACAGAUUGUUACUUACAGGAGCCCAAAAACGUUACUUUGAAAAAUUAUCAAUUUACUGUGACAGAUAUGCUGAACAAAUUCCAGUAACCUUUGUGCUUGGAUUUUAUGUGACACUGGUAGUGAACCGAUGGUGGAACCAGUUUGUGAACCUGCCCUGGCCGGACAGGCUGAUGUUCCUCAUCUCCAGCAGUGUCCACGGGAGUGACCAGCACGGGCGCCUGCUCAGGAGGACGCUGAUGCGCUACGUCAACCUCACGUCGCUGCUAAUCUUCCGCUCGGUGAGCACAGCCGUGUACAAGAGGUUCCCCACCAUCGACCACGUGGUUGAAGCAGGUUUUAUGACAGCAGAUGAAAGGAAAUUAUUUGACCACCUCAAAUCACCUCAUCUAAAAUACUGGGUUCCUUUCAUCUGGUUUGGAAAUCUUGCCACUAAAGCCCGGAAUGAAGGUAGAAUCAGAGACAGUGUUGAUCUGCAAUCACUGAUGACCGAAAUGAAUCGGUACCGCUCCUGGUGCAGCCUCUUGUUCGGCUAUGACUGGGUUGGGAUUCCGCUGGUCUACACCCAGGUCGUCACUCUUGCUGUGUACACCUUCUUCUUUGCCUGCCUCAUCGGACGCCAGUUUUUGGAUCCCACCAAAGGCUACGCGGGGCACGACUUGGAUCUUUACAUUCCAGUCUUUACCCUUCUCCAGUUCUUCUUCUAUGCAGGAUGGCUCAAGGUCGCUGAGCAGCUUAUCAACCCUUUUGGAGAAGAUGAUGAUGAUUUUGAAACUAACUGGUGCAUUGACAGAAAUCUGCAGGUCUCCCUUUUAGCUGUGGAUGAGAUGCACAUGAGCUUACCGAAGAUGAAGAAGGACAUUUACUGGGACGAUUCUGCCGCUCGACCACCAUACACGCUGGCAGCUGCUGACUACUGUAUACCUUCAUUUCUGGGCUCAACUAUCCAAAUGGGAAUGUCUGAGUCCAACUUCCCCAGUGAGGACUGGCUGUGGAACUAUGAGAAGCACGGGCACCGGCACUCCGUGAUGAGGAAAGUCAAGCGCUUCCUGAGUGCCCACGAUCACCCGUCCAGCCCCAAGAGGAGAAGCUUCGGGCGGCAGGCCAGUGACAGUUCCAUGUUCUUGCCCCCAAGCCCAGUUCGGGAUCUGCUGGAUGUGCCUUCGAGAAAUCUCCACCGAGCCUCACCCACUGGGAAGCAAUCCCACUCCCGGGAGAGCAGUCCCAAGCUGCAUUCCAGUAUGGGAGAACUGUCCACCAUCAGGGAGACCAGCCGCACGAGCACUCUGCAGAGCCUGACCCCACAGUCCAGUACGAGGACCUCCCCUACCAAAAUGCCCCAGGUCCCCGAGGUCCUCAUCACAUCUGCUGAAGCGCAAGUGUCCCCUUCAGACGACCAUCACGACUCUACUACCUCCAUCGUGAGCCUUGAGUUCACAGGGGUUCAGCCAAGCAGGACUGAGCAGCAAGAGGACCCUGAGGGAUUGCUCCUGUCCCCCUCAGAGAAAGGGACACCUCCUGGGUGCCUUAGCCCCCAGGCUGCUUUAGACAGUGCCAAAAGAGACCCGUUCAAGUUUGAGGAAGACUUACAUGAUGACAGGUUCCUGAAAAGGUGGAGCCUCCCAGAGUUCCGGGACUCUAGCCACACUUCCCUGGGGAACCUGUGUCCAGAUCCUGCCAGUACCGGGCCUCCUCUUUUACUUGACACUGAAACAUCCUCAGAGAUCAGCCGAGCCAACCUUGCUGCCGCCUCUGGGGUCUCUCCUGAUGUACUGUACUUAAUAGAAAGCCUAGACACCAAAGAGACUGACAUCCUGGAGUUUAACAAUGAGCACACUGAAGAAGUCCCCACAGGAACGGCACAGAGCCCUAGGACCUGGUUCUAG
This is a messenger RNA of Jaculus jaculus (lesser Egyptian jerboa), 2031 nucleotides long. It is a transcript of the gene Best3, whose product is annotated as bestrophin 3. The record is from RefSeq and is a predicted model, not a curated record. Lineage: Eukaryota; Metazoa; Chordata; Mammalia; Rodentia; Dipodidae. Gene Ontology annotation, molecular function: chloride channel activity. The transcript is spliced from 9 exons. The coding region runs from base 1 to 2031 and encodes 676 amino acids.